CACUUCCGGCGCUGGAUGCCAUGGCUCCUUGCGGUGACCGUGGCCAGCUUCACGCUGCCGCGCGGCUUUCUGGGCGCAGCUUUUGGUGGACGAGCUCUACUGCGACAGCUGCCAUUGCUCAUUCCCCUGGCAGAAGCCGUCGGAUCCUGCAGGGACUGCUGCGUGGCGGACUUUUGCCGCUGCCAACGCUGCGAGUGUUGGCAGAUCCUACGAAGUUUGGGCUAUCGCACCCCGUUGGAUGUCAAUGAGGCGCUAAAGCAAGGAGUGCUGAGGGCCGAAGCGUUGCAGUGGCGGGAAGCCUCCUUGCCUGUGUGGCAUCCAGUGGCAGAUUCGCAGCUGGAAAUCCGACCUUCGAAGAUCGCGGGGCUGGGACUUUUUGCAGCGGAACCAUUGGAGGCAACGACUCUUUUGCCUCCAUAUCAAGGUCUGAGUUUGCUGAAUGCCGACCUGAACAAUUUGGACUACACUCAAGAUGAAGACAACUAUGUGUGGUGCCCCCCAGAUUUUGUGGAGCCAUGUGGCUUUGAGACCGACGACAAAGUGCUGGGCCCAUGGACCCGAGUUUCUGCGUGGAUGGUCGAGAAGUGGCUUCGAGUGACAAUCCAGCACGCUUUGUGAAUGGGGCACGUACGUUGGAGCAAUGCAAGGAGGUGAAUCUGGAGAUCUGCGAGUUGGGAGAGGUGGCCUAUUUUCGCACCCUGAAAGCCAUCCCUGUGGGCAGCGAACUCUUGGUGGACUAUGGCCCUGGAUAUUGGUCUGACUUCGGUGGCUGCCAGUGAGGCAUGCAGAUCUUAAGAUCUGCGCAGCUUAUGCGCGAUGGUUACGCUGAUUGUUGUUCCCAGUUGGUCCCAGCUGGUCGACCAGAGAAGAAAUUGGUUGAAGGGGGGAACAAAAA
This is a messenger RNA of Cladocopium goreaui, 895 nucleotides long. Lineage: Eukaryota; Dinophyceae; Suessiales; Symbiodiniaceae. The record is from the annotation of a GenBank genome assembly.